GGAGAGCGAACGUCGUCGUAUGUAGCACAAUGCCCGGAACACAUCACAUAACCCAGUUAUCCAAAUCUGGUACCUCUUUCCUGAUCCACACCUCUUCUUCUUCCUUCUUUUCUCAGCUCAACUCCAGAACAUGGCUCAGACCGAGUCGGCCUCGGCCUCCGAGACUCCAAAACCACUGCUACCCGCUCCACAUUUCACUCCAAACUUCUCAAUGCUACUCUCCCCAACCAACUUCGCACCAUUCCUGAGAUCACCAUCACCGUCUCACAAGAAGCCCACUUUCGUUCUCCCCGAUAUUCACUCCUCAAUCGCUUCCGCAACCGAAUUGCUACACUCGCUCGCUUCACGAAACCCGUUUCUCAACAAACUCUUCUCCUUCCAUGCCGAAUUCCGGACUUUCUGCCACCAGGUUCAGAGCACGAGGCAGAACAAGUUGAAGAGCUUAUCUACUCACAAUUUCGCGGCGGUUUUGCCCGGAGAUUCGGUCGCCGGACUUGUAGUUGCAAAUGGCGUCUCCAACUUCUUGAACUUGUACAACACUCUGUUGGUCUGCAGGCUUGUGCUGACCUGGUUCCCUAACUCCCCUCCUGCCAUUGUAGGCCCUCUCAGCACAAUAUGUGACCCUUACUUGAACAUAUUUCGAGGACUAAUCCCGCCACUCGGGGGCACAUUGGACCUCUCUCCCAUUCUGGCAUUCUUGGUUCUAAAUGCCUUUACGAGCACAGCUGCCGCGCUACCGGCUGAGCUUCCAGCAUCAUCGGCAGCUUCCCAAGAACUCGGUGCGUCUUCUACACCAGGAAUUACUCAACUCACCACGCUGCAGAAGAAAUGGAUGACUAGGCUUCAGGGCAGCAACACAAAGAGCUGAGUUAGGCUGCCCUUACUUUCUUGUGAUAUCCGAGUACUUGACACUAAAUGUACGGCUUUCUUUGUAGUUUGUGCUUGGUUUUCUUAAUUCUUUGCCUUUGCAAUAUAAUAGGGUAGUGAUCGCUUUCAAUUGCUGCUGUCUGUUUUGAAAAUGUAAGCAUUAAGCAUGAAUGAAAUGCCAAGGUUAAAGUUGUUUAUUAC
This is a messenger RNA of Fragaria vesca subsp. vesca, 1068 nucleotides long. RefSeq lists its product as uncharacterized. Gene Ontology annotation, biological process: chloroplast fission. Lineage: Eukaryota; Viridiplantae; Streptophyta; Magnoliopsida; Rosales; Rosaceae. The transcript is spliced from 3 exons. The record is from RefSeq and is a predicted model, not a curated record. The coding region runs from base 131 to 868 and encodes 245 amino acids. Gene Ontology annotation, cellular component: membrane.